This is a messenger RNA of Mizuhopecten yessoensis (Yesso scallop), 399 nucleotides long. RefSeq lists its product as uncharacterized. The transcript has a single exon. The coding region runs from base 1 to 399 and encodes 132 amino acids. Lineage: Eukaryota; Metazoa; Mollusca; Bivalvia; Pectinida; Pectinidae. The record is from RefSeq and is a predicted model, not a curated record.
AUGCCAAGAUCGCCGUCUAAAGAGAUGGUUCACCCAAGUUCACCAAGGUCUCCGUUCAAAAGAUGGUUCACCCAAAGUUUACCAAGGUCUCCGUUCAAAGAGAUGGUUCACCCAAAUUCACCAAGGUCUCCGCUCAAAGAGAUGGUUCACCAAAGUUCACCAAGGUCUCCAUUCAAAGAGAUGGUUCACCAAAGUUCACCAAGGUCUCUGUUCAAAGAGAUGGUUCACCCAAGUUCACCAAGGUCUCCGCUCAAAGAGAUGGUUAACCCAAGUUCACCAAGGUCUCCGUUCAAAGAGAUGGUUCACCCAAGUUCACCAAGGUCUCCGUUCAAAGAGAUUGUUCACCCAAGUUCACCAAGGUGUCCGUUCAAAGAGAUGAUUCACCCAAGUUCACCAUAA